AUGUUUAUAGGCACUACUAAAGUUAAGAGUACAUUUAAAGAAAAGUCUGUUAAAAGAGGAAGCAAAUCAAAGAUUAUAUUCACUGCAAAUACUAAGGUUAGUAAAAAAAGAGCGGAAAAAAAACAUUUAAACAUAAUGUUAAAUUCGGACAAUAAAUAUUGCAUAAACUGUGGUAAUACAGUAAAAAGUCUUUAUAAAGAAUAUAGUUCAACGGUAUUGAAGUUAACAGAAUGUGAUAACUGCAAGAAUAUUGCUGAUAAAUACGUAGAAUAUGAUGCUGUUAUUGUUAUUAUUGAUCUAAUUCUACUUCAAAUGACGGCUUACAGGCACGUUCUGCUCAAUUCCGAAUUUAGAAAUUUUUGGAAGUUAUCCAUUGGAUUGAUAAUAUUAGAAACAUACAUGACUUGGAUUUUAAGUAAAGAAUUUCCAAUUGAAAGACCAACUAGAGAAAUACAUAACAUAUCAACAUUCAAUGAAGCAGAUAUUUAUCUUGAUGAUAUAAAAUUUUAUGAAAUGAGUCUCAACACUAUUCUAGGAUUUAUCAGUUACAUAAUUGUAACAUUUAGUUUAACGGGAAUUUAUUCUUAUUUAAGAAAAACUGAUAAAAUAUCAUUAAUUACUAUUUCCAAAGCAGUAUGUCUUUCCAGCAGUGGAAUAUUUCUAAUAUUACCUUCAUUGAUAUGGGAUACACAAAUUAAUGAAUUCCACAUUCUUUUUGUAUCAUUAUAUACUACACUUUCACAGUUAUUAGCUCAUAAAGCAAUCACAAAUUCAGAAAAAAUUUGGAGCUUAGUAGUUGUUUUUUUAUCCAAUUUAGUUAAAAUGUAUAUAAUGUCCACUGCACUUACUAAAAUAGCUGUCGAGUGA
Molecule: messenger RNA, 867 nt
Organism: Diorhabda carinulata
Lineage: Eukaryota; Metazoa; Arthropoda; Insecta; Coleoptera; Chrysomelidae
Gene: Arv1
Product: protein ARV1
Exons: 5
Coding region: 1-867 (288 amino acids)
Biological process (GO): sphingolipid metabolic process; regulation of plasma membrane sterol distribution; sterol metabolic process
Cellular component (GO): cortical endoplasmic reticulum; Golgi apparatus
Source: RefSeq, a predicted model, not a curated record